This is a messenger RNA of Harpegnathos saltator (Jerdon's jumping ant), 1932 nucleotides long. It is a transcript of the gene Aldh-III, whose product is annotated as Aldehyde dehydrogenase type III. Gene Ontology annotation, molecular function: aldehyde dehydrogenase (NAD+) activity. Lineage: Eukaryota; Metazoa; Arthropoda; Insecta; Hymenoptera; Formicidae. Gene Ontology annotation, cellular component: cytoplasm. The record is from RefSeq and is a predicted model, not a curated record. Bases 242 to 1774 code for a protein of 510 amino acids. Gene Ontology annotation, biological process: aldehyde metabolic process. The transcript has 12 exons.
CAGUGGUUCCGAUACGUCACUGUCCCCUUCCCUGUUUCUCCUGUUAUGUUGCUAUAUAGCAAAUUACUGAACAUUAUCAUGCACUGUGCUUUUUACUCUUUACAUUACGUUCUCGGGCUCAGUAGUGUAUCAUAUCGCGUUUAUACUUGGUCAUCGUGGUGAUCAUACAAUCUCUGUGCCUGCUUUGUUAAGUUUGAUAGUUGUCAAAUAAUAAUCGGAAGAACUGCGUAACUACGUCGCUAUGGCCUAUACAAACGGCAAGAAAACGACGAAUUAUAAUGACUUGGUCCAACAGACGCGGGAUGCUUACAACAGUGGAAAAACAAAACCGAUAGAAUGGAGAAUCAAGCAACUGAAUCAGCUUCUACGUAUGUUGAAGGAGACCUCGUCGAGUAUCACGGCUGCAUUAGAAGAGGACUUACGUAAAUCCAAAUUUGAGACGUACAUUACCGAAAUCGAAUAUGUAAUACAAGACAUUAAAUACACUCUUAUGCAUAUUAAAGAAUGGGCAGCAGUGGAGAAGCCUUCGAAGGGUCUGGCGUUCAUUUUCGACUCGAUGGAUAUCCGGAAGGACCCUUACGGAGUUGUACUGAUCAUUGGCGCAUGGAAUUAUCCAAUUCAGCUGACGUUGACUCCUAUGGUGGGUGCGAUUGCGGCUGGCAAUUGCGUAAUCCUGAAGCCAUCCGAAGUGGCAUCGGCAUCCUCAAGAUAUUUGUGUGAGACCAUCCCGAAGUAUUUGGACACGGAAUGUUACCAUGUAUUGGCUGGAGGAGUCUCUGAGACGACGGAGAUACUCAAGCAACGUUUCGAUUAUAUCUUUUACACCGGGUCUGCCACGGUCGGAAAAAUUGUGCGCGAGGCUGCCAAUAAACAUCUCACACCCGUUACAUUGGAGUUGGGUGGGAAGAGUCCUGUAUAUAUAGACAACACAGUGAACAUAGAAAUAGCGACAAAACGCAUUUUGUGGGGUAAAUGCAUAAACAGCGGUCAAACCUGCAUCGCUCCUGAUUACAUUCUUUGCACGCCGGAGGUGCAGGACAAAUUUAUCGAUAACGCUAAGAAAAUCCUGAAGGAAUGGUAUGGUGAAAAUCCACAAGAGAGUGCCGACCUUGUGCGCAUAGUCACGGACAAACAUUAUCAGCGACUUGUUGAUCUCUUAGACAACGGUAAAAUUGUUGUGGGCGGUAAUGUAAAUUCUACAGAAAAAUAUAUUGAGCCUACAGUACUCGUUGAUGUUAAAUCGACGGAUUCUGUCAUGCAACACGAGAUAUUCGGGCCGAUAUUGCCAAUAGUAAAUGUCAACAACGCAUACGAAGCAAUUGAAUUCAUCAACAAGCGUGAAAAUCCACUCGUGUUAUACAUAUUUUCGAAGAAUAAAGGGGUACGAGAUCUCAUUAUCAACCAAACUCGUAGCGGAGGAGUAUGCGUUAAUGAUACAUUAAUGCAUUUUAUCGUUGAAACCUUGCCUUUUGGAGGAAUAGGAAACUCUGGUAUGGGAGCCUAUCACGGAAAAUAUUCGUUUGACACGUUUACGCACCAAAAGGGUUGUUUGUAUCGGACUUACAACACACUGGGAGAGAAUUUGGCUCAAUGCCGUUAUCCACCAUAUUCUGAUACAAAGAUGAAUAUACUUAAACAAUUAUUGAAGAAAAGGGCAGGUAUUCCGGGCAUGAAAUAUUUGCCUUAUUUACUUAUGUUCGGCUUUGGUGUGCUUGCAACGAUCGGAUACAGAACAUUAUUAAAGGAAUUCAACUACAUGGAUGAGCAGCAAUAACUAUUCGGCUGUUAUGUUAAGAUUUUAAUUUGGUAUUUCAAUAACGAAAAGCAUAUGCAAACCAUGUUUAUCUGAAAUAUUAUAAUAAAAGUGACAUUUAACAACAGAAAAUAUGUAAUAUACUCACAUAUAUAUACACAUAUAAUAUGUAACCUUUU